Messenger RNA from Lucilia sericata (common green bottle fly), 626 nucleotides. RefSeq names its product protein D2-like. The transcript has 2 exons. NCBI's taxonomy places the organism in Eukaryota, Metazoa, Arthropoda, Insecta, Diptera, Calliphoridae. The record is from RefSeq and is a predicted model, not a curated record. Bases 68 to 601 code for a protein of 177 amino acids.
ACUAUAGCACAAAAUUGACCAGUUUUUUCACUAAAGCAUUAGAAGAAACAACUCACACAGAGCAAACAUGGAUGCCGGUGGUAUUAUUCCCGAUAUUAUUGACACUAAACCAGAAGCUGCAGUUCAUGUGACUUAUAGUGAUGGUGUUAAGGUUAGUUUGGGCAAAGAAUUGCAACCUAAACAGGUUAAAGAUCAACCAGAAGUAUCAUGGGACGCUGAGGAAGGCUCACUCUAUACCCUAUUAAUGGUAGAUCCUGAUGCUCCUUCCAGAGCGGAACCUAAAUAUAGAGAAGCCUUACAUUGGUUAGUUAUUAAUAUACCCGGCAAUAAAGUGAGCGAAGGUCAAGUGGUGGCUGAAUACAUUGGUUCUGGACCACCAGAAGGUACUGGUCUACAUCGUUACGUAUUUCUUGUUUUCAAACAAGCAGGAAAAAUUUCCACCGAUAAAGUUAUUCCUAAAACAUCCCUUGAGGGACGUUUGAACGUUAAAACCCGUGAUUAUAUUGCCAAAUAUAAUUUGGGUAAUCCUAUUGCUGGCAAUUAUUAUCAGGCCCAAUAUGAUGACUAUGUACCAAUUUUGACUGCACAAUUCAAAAAAUAAAUACUUAAAAAAUAUGUAUUAUUAA